AUUUAUUUCCGAAGAGACUAGAAAAGCAACAAACGUGACAACGCCAAGUAAGCAGGGACAAGUACCUCUGCAAGUACGAACUGUGAUAUAAAAUUAGAAACAUAUAGGAAAAUACAAGAUGGCUGGGCAUAAGGAUCAGGAUUUCAAUAGAAGUGCUUUGACAGUUCUGCAUGAUAGGGUAUGGUAUACUGGGCAACGUGCUGAAAAAAUUCCUGUUGGUUUGGUUGGAGUUGUGGGCUGUGAUUGUGUCAGUUUGGAUUUAUCCUACAAUGAAUUAAAAUCUGUUUCGGCUGUCAAGAAUUUUACGAGACUGGAGGAAUUGAUUCUGGACAAUAAUGAACUAAAGGAUUUAAAGACACUCCCAUACAUGUCCCAACUAACGACACUGAGCCUCAAUAAUAAUAAGUUUUCAGAUAUCUACAGCGUUUUGCAAAGAAUAAAAGAACGUUGUCCAAAAGUUGUAUACGUUAGUCUUCUCGGGAAUCCAGGAUGUCCUGACCAACUCACAGAUCCAAACUUGAAUGAUGAAGACGAUUACGAACGUUACAGACUAUACGCAAUUUACACAUUGCCCAAAACUCUAAAAUUUUUGGACUCUCGACCUGUAACUUGUCAGGAAAGAAUUGAAGCUGAAAAUCGAGGACGAUAUCUAAAAACAGUAAAAUUACCAGAUCGUUCUUCGUCGCCAGAUAUUUUUGAAACACCAACAGUCGGUGAAUUUGACGAAGGAAUUUUCAACGUUAGUUAUACACCCUUGCCGCGAACAACUCGUGGCCCACAAGAUCACAAAGGAGCUUACGGAAAAUGCAGGUAUCGCUACUCUGGCAAAAACUCCGAAGGCAAUCGCUUUAUUUCCAACAAUGAUCUCUAAAUUAAAAAAAAACUGCUUAAUUUUUAAUAAUUAUAUAUUUUUUAAGAUUUCUCUAUUAACAAAUAGUAAACAAGUAGACUGAUAAUUCAGGGUGUCUACUGUACCUGAAAAACCUGGAGAUGUCUGCGAACUUUUGUGUACCUGGAAAAAUUUGGAAAUGUCAGGAAUUUUUUUUUGAAAGUCAGGGAACAUGUACGAGAGCGUAAUUUUUUAAAAUGGCAAUAUAAAAUUGAAUAACAAUUAUUA
Messenger RNA from Belonocnema kinseyi, 1117 nucleotides. Its product is annotated as leucine-rich melanocyte differentiation-associated protein-like. Gene Ontology annotation, molecular function: protein binding. Lineage: Eukaryota; Metazoa; Arthropoda; Insecta; Hymenoptera; Cynipidae. The transcript is spliced from 4 exons. Bases 119 to 871 code for a protein of 250 amino acids. Gene Ontology annotation, biological process: melanocyte differentiation. The record is from RefSeq and is a predicted model, not a curated record.